AACAGCCAUGUUUCGUUACGUCACCGUGUUAUGGCCUCGUGAAACAGCCUGUCGGAGUAAAUUUUGGGGAUUUGCUCUAAAACCUCGUAAAUUUAAAUGUAUGCCAUUCGUGCCAUGGUUUAGCGUAAAGUAGAUGAUUUAUUGGUGUGUUGUAGGCUGUAAGGUGGUUCAGUAGGUUAUACCGUCAAACCAUUACACGCGUGUGAAAGUUAAAGUUAUUGCUAAAAUCAAAAGUGAGGUGGAUUUCAGGCAUGGGACGUAAAAAACAGGGUAAAUCUGAUCGACCCGUUCACAAGGGCAAAGACACACGCCACAGGAUGAAGGGGAAGUCAUUAGAAACUUUCACCGAGGAGAUGCAUGAGGCUCUGCAAGCCAGUGAGGAUGCGGAUUCAGAGGCAGCAGGAGGUGUGAAGUUGCCCUGUCAGUUGGCCAUGUGGGAUCUGGGUCACUGUGACCCGAAACGGUGUACAGGACGAAAGCUGGCCAGGAAAGGUUUAGUGCGCUGCCUGCGACUCAACCAGCGCUUCAAUGGACUAAUACUCAGCCCAAUGGGAAUCAAAUACGUUACACCUGCGGACAGGGAGAUUGUGGCACAGGGUGGUCUAGCUGUGAUUGACUGUUCAUGGGCACGACUCGAAGACACGCCUUUCAGCAAAAUGAUUGGUUCACAUCCGAGGCUUUUGCCAUUCUUGGUCGCAGCAAAUCCUGUAAACUAUGGAAAGCCAUGCAAGCUGUCCUGUGUCGAGGCUUAUGCUGCCACCUUCUGUAUUGUGGGAUUUCGUGACCUUGCUGUGCUCCUGCUGAAGAAGUUUAAGUGGGGUUUGGGAUUUUUGGAGCUGAAUAAGACUCUUCUAGAGCGUUAUGCAUCCAGCCAGUCAGAAGAGGAACUACUGGCUGUGGAGAAAGAGUUUCUCAGUGCCGCCCCUCAGGAAGAGGAUAUAGAUCCUUUUGAUGUGGACUCAGGAAGAGACUUUGUAAAUCUCAACAGACCAGUCCAGGCUGAGGAUGAUGACAGUGAUGAGACAUCAGAGGAAGAAGAUAAUGGUGAAGAGGAAGAACAGAAGAGUAAAGAGGAAGAUGAUGAAAGUGAUGUGGCGUCUUGAGUUGUGUAAUCUUAAAAUGAAACAUUUGGGGAAGAAGGAGGUUCAGUGACUGAUUUACUAACAUUGACCUUCACUUGACAUUAGCAAACUUAUGUUUUCUCAGUGUUUGCAGAUGGUUGCAGAUAUGGAACUAGUAAGUUAACAAAACCAGCGUUAUCAGUUUUCAAGAUUUCAGUAAGCAAUUUCCCAAAAUACUUUUUAUAAUGUGGAAAAAUGUACUAUUUGUUCACGAGAAGAAUCUUCUCAAACUGUAAUAAUGUUUAUUAUUGCGAAAAAUGUUGACUUGUUUAUAAGUAGACUGAAAUGUUUAAAUAAAUAUUUAAAUGGUAUUUGCUUUUUUAGUAUAGGUUACUAGGUGUUUGACUGAUUUUACACAGCCUGUAAAAAAAAAAACAGAUUGAUCCUGGAGAAUUAGUAAAUUACAGACCGAUCUCAAAUCUACCUAUUCUGUCAGAGGUACUAGAAAAUGUAUACUACUCACAGUUGUUCUUUCUUAGAGAGAAAUGGUAAAUCAGUUCAUAGCAAUGAAUGAAGAAGUAUCAAAUCAUUCACAAAUGCAGUAUGGAGUACCACAAGGCUCGGUACUAGGACCAUUGCGUUUCAUGCUUAACAUAUCAUCAGGAAACAUGGUGUUAGUUUUAUGCUGAUGAUACUCAGCUCUAUAUUUAUUUGUGGCCUGAUAAAACAUAAAACUAACAGAAUGCAUAUCUGAUAUAAAAAAAAAUUCUACUGCUAAAUUAUGAAAAAUAGAGGUUUUAAUUAUCAGACCAAGAUCCUUUGCAUGUAAUAAUCUAGAAUACUAGAACACUUGAUGGCUGUGCUGUAAAUUCUUCUUCAUCAGUUAGAAACCUAGGUGUGCUAUUUGGUAGCAACCUUUCCUUUGAAAGUCAUGUUUCUAGAAUUUGUAAAACAGCAUUUUUCCAUCUUAAAAAUAUAUCAGAAUUAUGACCUAUGCUCUCAAUGUCAAAUUCAGAAACAUUAAAUAAUGCAUUCAUGACCUCAAGUUUAGAUUAUUGUAAUGCUUUAAUACACUGCAGUCUUAAUAAACAAAUUCCAUUUAGUCAAAAAUGCAGCAGCUAGAUUCUUACAAGUACUAGGAAGUAUGAUCAUAUUAGCCCAGUUCUGUCAACACUGCACUAGCUCCCUAUUAAACACUGGAUACAUUUUAAAAUCGAACUAAUUACUAAAGCUCUGAAUGGUUUAGUUCCAAAGUACUUGAUCAAGCUCAAAUCGUAUUAUAGUCCUUGACGUCCGAUCUCAAAACUCUGGCCAUUUGAUAAUAUCUAAAAUAUCAAAAUCAACUAUGGGCGACAGAUCCUUUUCCUAUUUAGCCCCAAACUCUACUUAGCAUUGUUCGGGAGUCAGAUCUCUUUAACCAUAACACACAAUCUCAUCUCUGUAGUUCAAAUCCAUUAAAGGUUUGUUAGGCUGCAUUAAUUAGGUUAACGGGAAGCAGUACCACUUCCCAUAACACCCAAUGUACCUCUAACAUCAUAAGAAGAAUGGCAUCCACAGGGAUCAGCACCUUUGACUUCUAUAGCCUUGAAUGUCAGCGGAGACCAUGUCAACUAGACGAACCCUAGAGACAGAUCCCCUGUGAAAACAUUAUCUGCCAUCGGUACAAGACCAUGAGAAGCAGACGUGUCCACACCAAUGCUGAUUUCAUCUGGCCAUAAAAGAACUGACCCCCCCAAAUGAGCCUGGUUUCUCCCAAGGUUUUUUUUUCCUCCGUUACUGUCAUAGAUGAAGUUAUGAAACUGUUUAUUUGACUGCACAGACACUAUUUAAAGGGAACUGAGCUGAGCUGGACGAUGAAAUCACUGAAUCAACAAUGAACUGACUUUAACUGAGAAACUAUUUUCUCUUUGUUUUCUAAUGUUGUUCUCUUGCAUUAUCAGAGCACAUUUUUUCAGUUUAACACUUUAAUGCUGCUUUGACACAAUUUGUAUUGUAUAUGAAUAAAGGUGCCUUGUCUUGA
Molecule: messenger RNA, 3081 nt
Organism: Carassius gibelio (silver crucian carp)
Lineage: Eukaryota; Metazoa; Chordata; Actinopteri; Cypriniformes; Cyprinidae
Gene: tsr3
Product: TSR3 ribosome maturation factor
Exons: 6
Coding region: 252-1103 (283 amino acids)
Biological process (GO): maturation of SSU-rRNA
Molecular function (GO): rRNA small subunit aminocarboxypropyltransferase activity
Source: RefSeq, a predicted model, not a curated record